AUGGCCAACACUAAUUUCGCUGUCGACUGGGCAGUGGCACAAGGUGCAAAUGGCAUUGAAUGUGAUAUUCAUUUUGACGGUAGUGGGAAUCCUUCUAUUAUUGAGCAUGGUCCUGGUUGUGACUGUGGCUGUGCUACGGGAAAUGAUCACAUUUGUGUGGCUCUUCAAGGUCGAUGUUCAGGCUCCAAAGCUAGGGAGAAUCCUGCAACUUACAUGCAAAACAUCGCACGCCAUGCUGGUAUUGCUCUUUUCUUUGUGGACUCCAAAGUUUCUGCUCGCAUGGGACAAACGUUGGUUAAAGCAGGAAAAAAUCUCAUUUCCUUCAUGGACAAAAAUUUGUUUGAUUAUGGCUAUAAGGGAAAGGUUGUUAUCUCAUCAGCAUCAUUCAGUACAUUUGCUUACGUUCAAGCAGCAGCAAUAGCAGCAAAAGGAUCACGGAAUUCGCACCGUUAUUUCUUCACGGUAGAUCAAGAAGGAAACAACUAUGAAGGUGUGAUGAAUAAGAUGUGUCCAGUUACAAAUAAUAGAGUUUACGGUACUGGUACUGGUUCGUGUGGUGAAGUCGUGACUUAUUACGAUGCUAUUAAAGCUGCUGUGGCUGGCAAGAAGCAAGGUGAAAAUGGAAAACGAUAUGAUGUGGUUCGAACGAUUGAACCUGAAUCAGGUCCUUGGGGUGAAUUUACUAAUACGGUUUAUUGUAAUGCAAAUACGUGGGCAAUAGGUUUUCGACAACGUGUCGAGAAACCAUGUGAUAAUUGUGAUGAUACUGCUUUGAAUGCAUUAGAAUUAUUGUGUGCAAAAAAAGAUGGAACUUCUGUUAAUUCAAUUAAACCACACAGCGGUUUUUGGGGUGAUUGGAGUAAUGUCGUUCGUUGUCCUGGAAGCAAUAACUUUUUGAAAGGUGUUUCAUUCAAAAUUGAAUCGCCUCAAGAAUCAGGUGAUGAUACAGCUGCAAAUGACUCUCAAUUUGCAUGUUCUCAAUCACGUAAUAUUUUCGCAUCGAAUGGUGAUCCAUGGGGUGACUGGAAACCAAUGAAAUAUUGUCCUCCAUCAACAGCUAUCUGUGGUUUUUCACUAAAAUUAGAAGAUACACAAAACGAGGGAGAUGAUACAGCGGCAAAUGGAGCGAAAUUCGAAUGCUGUACUUUAUGA
Molecule: messenger RNA, 1152 nt
Organism: Rotaria sp. Silwood1
Lineage: Eukaryota; Metazoa; Rotifera; Eurotatoria; Philodinida; Philodinidae
Source: the annotation of a GenBank genome assembly